Molecule: messenger RNA, 7268 nt
Organism: Carassius auratus (goldfish)
Lineage: Eukaryota; Metazoa; Chordata; Actinopteri; Cypriniformes; Cyprinidae
Product: versican core protein
Exons: 16
Coding region: 962-6367 (1801 amino acids)
Biological process (GO): skeletal system development; positive regulation of neuroblast proliferation; central nervous system development
Cellular component (GO): synapse; perineuronal net
Molecular function (GO): hyaluronic acid binding; calcium ion binding
Source: RefSeq, a predicted model, not a curated record
UGAUUAAUAAAACGAUAAACGUACUGUAACCAAUCUUUCAGUUUUUACAGUAUUUGUUGAUUAAUGCAGUUUUGAUGAAUGUUGAACUUUAGAAACAAAUCUUACCGACCUCAACAUUUUGCACGAUAGUAUUAGGAUUUUAAUCUUAUAUUUAGAAUUUGUUUUGUAAUCUCAAACACUGUAAUGGCUAAAUCAGAUGAAUGGUGCAGGUUAUUGCGGAGGUUCUUGAGGAGGAAACGGUACCGUCUCUCUCCCGUGUGAAAAAGCUCUUGGAAACACUUGUAAGUGGAGCUGGGAAGUUCACAUCAGUUCACAAGAGUAAUUUGGCCACUUUCACACCCCUAAUAACCCAGUUACUCCAUCAGCACCCUCUCUGUCUAAUGAUCAGUGCUCUGUCAGACCGCGCAGUGAGAUAUUGAUGCGCUUUUACGCACUACUCCGCGUAAUAGGUUACAGAGAGCUGCUUGAUGUUAAAGACUGCGAAUGUUUCUGAUAAAUGAAUGCUGAUUUCAUUUGCUAAGUUGAAUCGAAGACCGUCACUUAUUUUAGCUUUUACAGGUACAUGCAGUUGGACACUGAACUGGUUUUUGCGCUUAAAUUUUCCAUGGUUUCCAACGAAUUCAUUGAUUUUUCAUUACUUAUAACCCAACCUACAUGUUCAAACUAGUUUCAAACACGAAGAGCGCAGCACAUCCCUGUUCCUCUUCAGAAGGAUGGAUCAGAUUCAUUUUGGGUGGGCACUUUCUGCCCCUCCUCUGAAAACUGACGAAAUCAUGGGUGGACAUGGAAUUUGAACUUGCUGCCGGCUCAUGUCUCCAGUCUUUUCGUGGGCACCAGGGGAAGAAAUAGCACCUAAGUCUGCUGCUGGGUUUUGGAGCAUCAGAUAUAUUUGCACUUUUUGUGAAGGAUUGCAUUUGGAGAAUCAGGAAUAGCCAAGAUUGUCUACAGGAAAAGAAUUGAGAUGUUACUGGACGUGAAACACAUCCUCUGGUUGGUCUGUGUCUGCAGAGCUGCUGUAACCAAAGAUGACUCUGCUCGUAGGAUGAAGGUGGAGAGGAGUUCUCCAGUGCAAGGCUCGCUGGCGGACCAGGUGGUCCUGCCCUGCCAUUUCUCCAUCCUCCCAUCUCCUACCGGCAGCUCCAGCACCUCCACCACUGCAGCAGCUGCCACAGCAUCCAGCACCCACACAGACCAUCUCCGCAUCAAGUGGACUAAACUCAUGGGCGAUGAGGAAACCAUAGUGAUAGUGACCCAGAAUGGCUUCCUCAAGAUUGGGCUGGAGUUUAAAGGCAGGGUAUCAGUUCCCAGCCACCCCGAGGACCAUGGUGAUGCAUCUCUGACCAUAGAGAGGCUCAGGGCCAGUGAUGCGGGCAUUUACCGCUGCGAGGUCAUGCACGGCAUUGAAGACACUCAAGAGUCCAUCUCCCUGAAUGUCAAUGGUGUUGUGUUUCAUUACCGCGCCAACACCAGUCGCUACACUCUAGAUUUGGAGCAGGCCAAGCAGGCCUGCACUGAUGUGGACGCGAGCAUCGCCACCGCCGAGCAGCUUCAGUCAGCCUUCGAGGACGGAUUUGACCAGUGCGAUGCUGGAUGGCUGGCCGACCAAACCGUCAGAUACCCCAUAACAUUGCCACGAGAAGGUUGCCAUGGCAAUAUGAUUCUGAGGCCAGGAGUCAGAUCAUACGGACUCAGAAAUUCCUCGGAAACGUAUGAUGUGUACUGCUAUGUAGGAGCACUACAGGGUGAGGUGUUUUUCGCUGAUGCUAAGAUGACUCUAGAUGAGGCCAGGGAGGAGUGCGAGAGACGGGAUGCAGUUUUAGCAUCUCCAGGUCAUCUUCAUGCAGCCUGGAGGGCCGGCAUGGACCGCUGCGACUUCGGCUGGCUGUCUGACGGCAGCGCCCGCUACCCCAUCUCUGUACCCAGAAUGCAGUGCGGCAAAGGACAGCUGGGUGUGAGGACUAUGUACCGCUUCCUCAACCAGACUGGAUUUCCUUUACCGAGCGAGAAGCUGGGAGCUUUCUGUUUCAAAGGAUGGGAUCCCACAACUGUACCCACAGCUGGACCUACAACACCUCCAGUUCUUUCAGACACCCAUCAAACCUCUUCCUUUAAAGCAGUCUCUUCUAUGCCAGCCCAUGGCACCACAGAGGAGCCACCAUCCAUGUUCUCUGCAAGCAUGGCUCCACGUGACAGAGGCUCUCCUGAUCUACAUCCCUCUGCUAAAUCCAUUGUUGUUGUACCAACUGAAUCUAAGACGAUUUCGGAUAUGGAAACCACAACUACAUUUAAUGACUAUGGCAGCUCUUUGGACAAUGACAGCUCCUUGGUGCAAGGGGUACCCCAUGGUGGUAUGCCCCAUUAUUCAGAUUCCUUCUUCUCUAUCCAGCAACCCCGUCAGCCCAACAGAGAGAGCAUGCAUCCUGGGUGGGAUCCUCUGCAUGGGGAAUCCAGUGGUACGGAGGGUAACAGCAGCGCUGACACGGAUACUCCUGAGAAUGUGAUUCCUGCUUCACCUGUGCUUGUAAUAGACUUGAAAGGAGAUCCAGAAAAGCCACAAAUUGUGUACAAAGAGAAUGAAACCACAGCAAACAUGACUGAAGAAAGUCUGGAUUUGGCUGAGUCCUUGCAAGGCCAGCAGAAUGAAACCACAAAGGACGUCGACUUUCCAUUGGGCAUCAAUUUGUUCUUUUACAACAUUACGGGGAGAAAACAACCAGGUAAACCUUUUAAUAAUGUGGGAGUUGAUGCUAUUCUUAAAUUCCUUGGAGAACCAGGGCUCUCUAAUCCACUUCUAACAUCUGUUGAAAGUGAGCCACCUUCGGUCAGUGGAGACCUUACAGGUGAAACAUAUCCAUCUCCUGAAGUACAUCCCUCAGCUAAAUCCAUUGUUGUUCUACCAACUGAAGCUGAGACAAGUUCGGAUAUGGACACCACAACCGCAUUUAAUGACUAUGGCAGCUCUUUGGACAAUGACAGCUCCUUUGUGCAAGGGGUACCACAUGAUGUUAUGCCCCAUUAUUCAGAUUCCUUCUUCUCUACUCAGCAACCCCGUCAGCCCAACAGAGACAGCAUGCAUCCUGGGUGGGAUCCUCUGCAUGGGGAAUCCAGUGGUGCGGAGGGUAACAGCAGCGCUGACAAGGAUACUCCUGAGAAUGUGAUUCCUGCUUCACCUGUGCUUGUUAUAGACUUCAAAGGAGAUCCAAAUCCAGACAAGCCACAAAUUGUGUACAAAGAGAAUGAAACCACAGGAAACAUGACUGAAGAAAGUCUGGAUUUGGCUAAUUCCAAUUUGAAAAGCUCAAAUUUUAGUGAAGAGAACUUGCAAGGCCAGCAGAAUGAAACCACAAAGGACGUCGACUUUCCAUUGGGCAUCAAUUUGUUCUUAUACAACAUUAAGCGGACAAAUCAAUCAGGUAAUCCUUUUAAUAAUGCGGGAGUUGAUGCUGUUCUAAAAUUCCUUGGAGAACCAGGGCUCUCUAAUCCACUUCUAACAUCUGUUGAAAGUGAGCCACCUUUGGGCAGUGGAGACCUUACAGGUGAAACAUAUCCAUCAGCUUCUGUUACCAUCACCCCAAAAGUGAGUUUCAUUAACGGAAAACACGAGCUGACUCUGAAACCGGACAAUGACCAAACUCAAGAGGCUAGAGGAGACCAGUUUGACACUGCUAUCCCACCACCAGAAGAAACCAUCACUUUUGAUAUGAUAGAAAUACUUACGAAGGAGGCUGAAGGCACCACAUCUUACCCAGAGACUGAAGAAUAUGGCUCAACGAUUAGAAGCCUAAUUGAGCCCUAUUUUACAACAAAGAGCCUGGAAAGUAUAACCACAACAGAAUUGCCUACAUUUGCAACCAAAUCCUCAAGCCAGAAGUUGACCCCACAAACCAUAUCUCUUAGCAUGCACGUAGAAGGUUCGGGGAUAUACCCAACAGAUGAUGAAGAGGAACUGACCCCCUUGGAAGGUUCUGCAGAAGACACACUUCCAACAACUAAUGUCUCAUAUGUGGUGGCUACCGACGAAACUGAAAUAGAUGAAACAGAGAAGACAACACUGGCAUUUGGGCUGGACUACAGCACUGAGGGACCAAUUGUUACAACUCGUGAAUCCAGCACUGUAGAAAUGGAGAGAACAGAGUACAGAGAAACGAAACCAGAACCAGACGAUUUUGAGGGCUCAACCUCCACUGAAGACGAGGGCUCGGGACAAGAUAUAUAUGCAACAGAAGAAUCAAAGCAACCAACUUUAUCUCCAUCAUUCACUGAUUCAUCUCACAGCUUUACAAGUUCCUUAACAACUACUCAUCCUAAAGAGCCUAGGCAACCUUUUAGUUUGGCUUUGCCCAGUACAGAUCCUACGAUUCAGGUGGUUUCAACUUUUCAAAUCGAGGCAAUCCUAGAAGAAAGCACUCCUUACAUUACACACUCUGAGAAAGACGAAAACAGACGUACAACUAAGAGUCCUUUAUUGGUGACUGAGAAUGAAAAAGACUUAAGUAUAAUCUUCACCAUCUCUGAGGACAUCGGCUCUGGUCAGUCUGAUCAGUCAACUGAAGCAUUCUCAAAACAACCAUUCACUGCAACUACUGUUCCAUCCCUUCUUAUUAAACAAACUGAAGAAACAAGUGUUGAUGCACAUGAUGAAACACCUAAAGUAUUUGAAGGUUCUGCAGAAGACACAACACCACUGACCUUCACUAGUGUCCAAACUCAAACAAAAUUCACAACCCAAAGUUCAGAGACCACCAUUCUGCCCACUGAUAGUCUUAGAGCAGUAAUGUCUUCCUCCCAAGAAACUGUUCUAAUCCAAAAAUCCCAUUUAGAAGAGACAACCACCUCAGUGCAGUCAUCAGAGACUUUGGGCUCCCAAGAAACUGUUAUAAUCCAAAAAUCACCAUCAGAAGAGACAACCACCUCAGUGCAGUCAUCAGAGACUUUGGGCUCCCAAGAAACUGUUAUAAUCCAAAAAUCACCAUCAGAAGAGACAACCACCUCAGUGCAGUCAUCAGAGAUUUUGGGCUCCCAAGAAACCAUUAUAAUCCAAAAAUCACCAUUUGAAGAGACAACCAUCUCGGUGCAGUCAUCAGAGACUUCAGAUGAGACAACAAAAGAAAUAACACAUUCUACAUUUGGAUUCCCAACUGAGAAGCCUCUCACCUCAUUUACCCAAGUUUCCAGUUAUCCCACCACCGACUUAAAUGUGAAAGAGCCAGUUCAGGUCUUGGAUAGGGGAACUACUUCUGCUACAGAAAAUGUUUUCACCACUACCAAAGCCACAAGUAUUGUGGUAUUUGAAGAGAAUGUUGUAGAUUAUAAAGAUGUGGUGGGUCCCUCAAUUGUUCACGGACAACCACCGUCCAGGGAAGAGUUCACCACAAGAAAACCAGAAUUCUGGACAGAUUCCAGCUACACUGUUGAGAGUCAUAUGGAGGUUUUCCAAGGUCUCACACUUUGCUCUGUCAGUGUGUGUGAAAAUGAUGGAAUUUGCUAUUCUAAUGGAAAAGGAAACAUAUGUGUCUGCAUGCCUGGAUUCAGUGGGGAACACUGUGAAAAUGAAAUUGACGAAUGCCAGUCAAACCCUUGUCACAAUGGUGGUACAUGCAUUGACGGGUUAAACGGUUUCAGGUGUGUCUGUCUGCCCAGCUAUUCAGGAGCCCUCUGUGAGCAAGACACGGAGAUUUGUGACUUUGGCUGGCACAAGUUUCAGAGCCACUGCUAUAAGUACUUCACACACCGGCGGACAUGGGAAGCAGCGGAAAGAGCGUGUCGUCUGCAGGGCGGUCACCUCACCAGUGUCCUGUCCCAUGAAGAGCAGCUCUUUGUUAAUCGUUUGGGGCAUGACUAUCAGUGGAUUGGACUGAAUGAUAAAAUGUUUGACAAUGAUUUCCGCUGGACAGAUGGACACCCUAUGCAAUUUGAGCACUGGAGAGUGGGUCAGCCGGACAGCUUCUUCUCCAUGGGCGAGGACUGCGUGGUGAUGAUCUGGCACGAGCGUGGUCAGUGGAACGAUGUGCCAUGCAAUUAUCACCUGACCUUCACCUGCAAGAAGGGCACAGUGUCCUGCGGUCAGCCUCCUGUCAUAAAGGAUGCCCAUAUCUAUGGCGGCAUUAAGCCGCGGUAUGAGAUCAACUCUCUGGUUAGGUACCACUGCAAGGACGGUUUCAUCCAAAGACACAUUCCCACUAUCAGAUGCCGAGAAGACGGCCACUGGGACAAGCCCAAAAUCAUGUGCUUGAAACCAUCUACCUACCAGAUGUAUGCUCACAAAAAUCAAAACAACAACAAUUACAACAACAGUAAGAGACGCUACAGUGAGUCGACGCAGGACCGUCAUCGCUGGUCAAAAACAGCAGAUGACUCCACACACUGAUCUCCAUCUACAGACCUACAGAUGCUUUACAUCUACAGAGAAACUCUUUAGUCUAAAGGACUGAAGCCAAACCAUGUGCCUGAUGAAUGUUUUAGAACCGAGAAGUGAAUUUCCCUGAGGGACUGCAAAAAACACCAUCACCCACCCACUGAGAGCAUACUUUGACUAUGCAACAGUCUACAUUGUAUAUUGUAAUAAUGUCUUAAUGUUUUGACAUGGGAAGGGGGUUUCUGGUUGAAAUGUAUAUAGUAGAGAUAUUGAACAAGUAAAAACAGCUGUGAAAGGUGACUUUUUUUAUGUUUUUUUUUUUUUUUUUUUAAUUCAUUCGUAACUUUUGCUUACGAAGAACUGGACUUCCUGUUCUCUCUGACUUAAUAAGAGAGCACUAUGGUACGAGCAGAAUAUAAACAGAACAGUUAUAGUACUCAAGAGUAAAAGAACAAUAGGCAUUAUAUUGUUUCACAUUGUGGUGAGGGGGGUUCAAAAGGGAUGUCACGGGGCUGGAGGACAAACAAUGCUGAAAGGACUGCAACUCAAAACAAUUUUUCAACAUCGUCUUCCUCUGCAGCAUCCUCACUAAUUAUGAGGAUUACUCAGAUAAUAUUCAACCAUUGUACACUCUCAUAAUCAUAUUCUCAUAUGGCAUCAAAUACAUAUUUUCAUUUUUUUUUAUGUUGGUUUGUAAUGUAACAAUUUUUACUUUUUAAAAUGAAUGUCAUGGUAAAAUAUGAAAAUAUGUAUACUGUAUGUGUGGUCGAAUGAACUAGCAUUUUUGUCAGAUAUUAUUACAAAUGUUACAUGAAGCCAUAGUAGUUUAAUUUAUUGCCGAAGAUACAUAUAGCGAUGAAUGGACUGUGAGAUUUUGAAUAAUAAAGCGCUAUUAGAAUAUAAUGAACACGUU